UCACGGCGCGGCGGCGGCGCGCGGAGGUCACGGGGCGCGCGGGGCGAUGGCGGCGGCCGGAGGGUGCCGGAAAUGUCUCCUCAGUGGGCUGUGGCUGCUCUCCAGGCGUUAUCCCAUCCCUGCCUUCCCCAGGAGUGCCCUGCACCGGAUCUGCAGCCCUGCCCUGGGCACCCCUCAGUCCAGAUGCUACUCCUCGGGAGGAAGGAAGGGAUUCAUCUCAGGUUUCGUGGAGAACAUCAAACAGGAGUUAGCCAAAAACAAAGAGAUGAAGGAAAGCAUCAAAAAAUUCCGAGAUGAAGCGAAGAAGCUGGAGGAGUCGGAUGCUCUGCGGGAAGCCAGGAGGAAAUAUAAAACCAUUGAAUCUGAAACAGUGAAGACCUCAGAAGUGAUUAAAAAGAAACUUGAAGAAAUAACAGGGACGGUCAAGGAGAGUUUGGACGAGGUCAGCAAGAGUGACCUGGGCAGGAAGAUCAAGGAGGGGGUGGAGGAAGCUGCCAAAACAGCCAAGCAGUCUGCAGAGUCUGUGACCAGGGGAGGGGAGAAGCUGGGCAGGACUGCAGCCUUCAAAGCCAUCUCCCAGGGAGUGGAAAGUGUGAAGAAGGAGAUCGAUGAGAGCGUUUUGGGGCAGACUGGUCCCUACAGGCGCCCGGAGCGGCUCCGGAAGCGGACGGAAUAUUCUGGAGAGAGGAUCAAGGAGCAGCGAGUGUUUGAAGCCAACGAGGAAGCCAUGGGCAUGGUGCUGCAUAAAGACUCCAAGUGGUACCAGCAGUGGAAAGAUUUCAAGGACAACAACGUGGUUUUCAACAGGUUCUUUGAGAUGAAGAUGAAGUACGACGAGAGCGACAACGCCUUCAUCCGAGCGUCGCGCGCCGUCACCGACCGCGUCACCGACCUGAUCGGGGGGUUGUUCUCCAAGACGGAGCUGUCCCAGGUGCUGACCGAGAUCCUGCGGGUGGAUCCCUCCUUCGACAAGGAUCGCUUCCUGAGGCAGUGUGAGCGGGACAUCAUCCCCAACGUCCUGGAGGCUCUGAUCUCCGGGGAGCUCGACAUCCUCAAGGACUGGUGCUAUGAGGCCACCUACAGCCAGCUGGCCCAUCCCAUCCAGCAGGCCAAGGCCUUGGGGCUCCAGUUCCACUCCAGGAUCCUGGACAUCGACAACAUCGACCUGGCCAUGGGGAAGAUGAUGGAGCAGGGGCCCGUGCUGAUCAUCACCUUCCAGGCCCAGGUGGUGAUGGUGAUCAAGAACCACCUGGGGGAGGUGGUGGAAGGGGACCCGGACAAGGUGCUGAGGAUGCUCUACGUGUGGGCCCUGUGCCGGGACCAGGACGAGCUGAACCCCUACAUGGCCUGGAGGCUGCUGGACAUUUCCUCCUCCAGCACGGAGCAGGUGCUCUGAGCAGGGCUGGGCUGGGCCCUUCCCACCCUCUGGAAGCAGCUCCAGCCUGGAAACCCCCGGGAGCAGCCCAGGCUGGGGGUCUGGGAGAGCUCCUGAUCCCUGAGGAAUGGGAAUCCCUGCUUGGGGACAUCUGGGACGAGAGCUGCUGCUCCAUGCUGGUGCCUCAGAGGCUCCUGGGCAGCUGGAACCCCCCAGAGCUGUCCUUCCUACCUGCUGGCACCCUUGGAGAUCCCUGGAGAUCCUUGGAGGGGCUCCUGGCUGCCCAUCUCCUGCCCAGGCUCCAGCCUCGUGUCCCUGCCGUGUCUUGCACUUUCCCAAACCAAAUACAACCAGGACUUUGCACAUGGAGCUGUUGGAUCCUCAGGUUGGUGGUGGGCUGGGGCUGACACCUGAACAUCCAGGGCGAGGUGGGUUUGUUUUGGGAGGGGGAAUGUUGGUUCUGGUCACAGGGAGCCACGGCUGCAUCCCUCGGGGUGCUGGGGAGGGGUGGGACAGGAGGGGGAGGGCAGGGGGAGUGGGACAGCUUUGGGAACGCUGAGUUUUCCUGUCCCACUGCCAGGAGGAAAGCUGUGCUCCUUGCUCAGCUCUCUGGCCUUGUCUGCUCCUCGUCCCUGCACAGAUCCCAGUCCAGGAGCAGAAACUUCCCCAGUUUGCUGCUGGAGCGUGGGGUGGAUCCCAGUCUAAAAAAUGGGGUUUGGAAAUCCCAAAUCAAGGAAAAAAAUCCCCAAGGUCAGGUUCCAGUGGCAGCACUCAGUGGGGUUUGGGGCCCUCUCCUUCUUGAGCUUCUUUCUGCUGGGAGGAAGAGCAGGGGGUGGCUGAGGGGGAGCAGAAAUUGUGGGAUUGGGCUUCUGGAGGGGUUUGGGAGCUGAGCCAGGGCCCAGGCACCCCCUGCCCAUGGAAAGGGAGCUUGGGAAAAGGUUUGGAGGGGAAAUCCAAGGAUUGCUGUGCUGCUGAGGGUGAGGCAGGAGAGCUCUGCCCUGCCAGAGUGAUUAAAGAGAAUAAUUCCA
This is a messenger RNA of Haemorhous mexicanus (house finch), 2403 nucleotides long. RefSeq names its product translocase of inner mitochondrial membrane 44 (gene TIMM44). Gene Ontology annotation, biological process: protein import into mitochondrial matrix. Gene Ontology annotation, cellular component: mitochondrial inner membrane. Gene Ontology annotation, molecular function: protein-folding chaperone binding. The record is from RefSeq and is a predicted model, not a curated record. The coding region runs from base 47 to 1396 and encodes 449 amino acids. Lineage: Eukaryota; Metazoa; Chordata; Aves; Passeriformes; Fringillidae. The transcript is spliced from 13 exons.